GGUGGGCUGAUGACUUCCCAGCACACGAGUACUGGAGGUGGAAGAAGGCAGAGUGUGUUUCUUGCUUGCAGCCGAAAGGAAAGAAGGCCAAAGGCAAGAAGGUGGCACCAGCCCCUGCUGUAGUCAAGAAGCAGGAGGCCAAGAAGGUGGUCAAUCCCCUCUUUGAGAAGAGGCCCAAGAACUUUGGCAUUGGACAGGAUAUCCAGCCCAAGCGUGACCUCACACGGUUUGUGAAAUGGCCACGGUACAUCAGGCUGCAGAGGCAGAGGUCCAUCCUCUACAAACGCCUCAAGGUGCCUCCUGCCAUCAACCAGUUCACUCAGGCUCUGGACCGCCAGACAGCUACACAGCUUCUGAAGCUGGCACACAAAUACAGGCCAGAGAAUAAGCAAGAGAAGAAGCAGAGGCUGUUGGCUCGUGCAGAGCAGAAGGCUGCAGGGAAGGGAGAUGCUCCAACUAAGCGGCCACCAGUCCUCCGAGCAGGUAUUAAUACUGUCACAACUCUGGUGGAAAACAAGAAAGCUCAGCUUGUGGUUAUUGCCCAUGAUGUAGACCCCAUCGAGCUGGUGGUGUUCCUGCCUGCCCUGUGCCGCAAGAUGGGAGUGCCCUACUGCAUCAUCAAGGGCAAAGCCAGGCUGGGGAGACUCGUCCACAGGAAGACUUGUACCUCCGUGGCCUUCACCCAGGUUAACCCGGAGGAUAAGGGAGCCCUUGCCAAGCUGGUGGAGGCUGUCAAGACCAACUACAAUGACAGAUAUGAUGAGAUCCGUCGUCACUGGGGCGGGAAUGUCCUGGGUCCCAAGUCGGUGGCUCGCAUUGCUAAGCUGGAAAAGGCAAAGGCUAAGGAACUGGCCACUAAGCUGGGCUGAAGAUGUACUAGAUUGCACCAUGGUUCGUGUACAUAAAAAGAAUAAACCCCAGAUGAAGUUUCA
Acanthisitta chloris (rifleman) is the source of this 932-nucleotide messenger RNA. RefSeq names its product ribosomal protein L7a (gene RPL7A). Gene Ontology annotation, cellular component: ribonucleoprotein complex. NCBI's taxonomy places the organism in Eukaryota, Metazoa, Chordata, Aves, Passeriformes, Acanthisittidae. The record is from RefSeq and is a predicted model, not a curated record. Gene Ontology annotation, biological process: ribosome biogenesis. The annotation marks the transcript as partial. The transcript is spliced from 7 exons.